AUGAAAGCAGCUGCCGAAAGAGCUGACAUCCAUGAGAGGAUCCAGGCAUUCCCAGAUGGGUAUGAGACGAGAAUAGGCGAGAGGGGACAGAAGCUGAGUGGGGGAGAGAAACAACGGAUAGCAAUCGCCCGGACUGUACUCAAGGCACCCAAAAUAAUCUUGUUGGACGAGGCCACUUCUUCCCUGGACAUUCAGGCAGAGAGGAACGUCCAGGGUGCUCUUCAUGACGUCAGCAGAGGCAGGACCACUCUUUUAACGACCCAUAGACUGUCAGCUGUGGUCAAUGCCGAUAUGAUAAUAGUCCUUAAAGACGGGGUCAUAGUUGAGCGAGGAAGUCAUAGGGAACUGAUGGAAACUCCUGGCAGUGUUUAUUCCGAGAUGUGGAAUCAACAAGCCAAGGAUUUUGUCAAAACGGAAACUGAUGAAAAAGCAGAUACGCCUAAGAACUAUGAUUGA
Molecule: messenger RNA, 456 nt
Organism: Symsagittifera roscoffensis
Lineage: Eukaryota; Metazoa; Xenacoelomorpha; Acoela; Convolutidae
Exons: 2
Coding region: 1-456 (151 amino acids)
Biological process (GO): transmembrane transport; heme transport
Cellular component (GO): vacuolar membrane
Molecular function (GO): heme binding; ATP binding; ABC-type heme transporter activity
Source: RefSeq, a predicted model, not a curated record